UGCGGCCUUGCUCAGUUUGAUGGUGGACACGGCCGUCAUGCUGGGCGCUCCAGAGUCGUCGGCGCUGACCCAGAUGGAGAAGGCUCUCGCCUUCGAGACCAAAGUGGCUCAUAUCCUGAUUCCCUACGAGAACCGCACCAGUGAGAACAUGUACAACAGAUACUCGUUGUCUCGUCUGCAGCGCUCCGUACCGCAGUUCGACUGGCUGGGUUUCGUCAAAGCUGUGGUGGAGUCUAAGAGCGACCCGGCUCGCUCCAUCUCCUCCUCUGAGCCCGUCAUCGUCCGAGCCCCGCAGUACUUCAAGGAACUUUUCAAGCUCAUUAACGCCACGGACCCCAGGACCGUGGCAAACUACGUGCAGUGGAGGACGGUUUUUUCCAGGAUCACCACUCUGAGUCGUCGUUUCCUCUACAGAUACCUCGACUACGCUCGGGUAACCACGGGAACCACCUCUCUCACCCCGCGCUGGGAUAAGUGCGUGAACUACGUGGAGAACUCGCUUGUUUACGCCACCGGGCGCCUUUUUGUCAACACACACUUCCAGGAGGACAAGAAACACAUGAUGGAGGAGCUGAUCGGGGGAGUUCGCUGGGCGUUCAUCGACAUACUGCAGAAAGAGAACGAGUGGAUGGAUCAGCCGACGAAGGACAGAGCCAUAGAAAAGGCUCACGCAGUCCUGGCAAAGGUCGGCUACCCCGAGUUUAUCCUGAACGACACCUACCUGAGUGAAGAUCUCAAGGAGCUAAAGUUCAAUGAGCUGGAUUACUACGGCAACGUGAUGCAGACGCUCAAGUUCAUCGCCCAGUCCGAUGUCGCCUGGCUCCGAAAGAGCGUGCCUCGUACGGAGUGGUUCACAAACCCGACCACUGUGAAUGCCUUCUACAGUUCCUCCACCAAUCAAAUCCGAUUUCCUGCCGGAGAGCUUCAGAAACCCUUCUUCUGGGGGAGAGAGUAUCCGAGAUCUUUAAGUUACGGUGCCAUCGGGGUGAUCGUCGGACAUGAACUGACACACGGCUUUGACAAUAACGGUCGUAAAUACGACAAAAAUGGAAACCUCGACCAGUGGUGGAGCAACUCGUCAAUAACAGCCUUCAAUGAGAAGACCCAGUGUAUGAUAGACCAGUAUAAUGGCUACCACUGGGAGGAGGCCGCCCUGAAUGUGCGCGGUAAGAGGACUCUGGCAGAAAAUAUAGCCGACAAUGGAGGAAUAAGAGAAGCGUUCAGGGCGUACAGGAGGUGGGUGGACGAGAGCAGAGGUGGUGUGGAGGAGCCUCUUCUGCCCGGAGUCGGCCUGAACAACAACCAGCUGUUCUUCCUCAGCUACGCACAUGUGAGAUGUAACUCAUACAGACCAGAAGCAGCAAGGGAUCAGAUCCAGAGCGGAGCCCACAGUCCGCCAAAAUACAGAGUCGUCGGAGCCAUGAGUAACUACGAGGAGUUUCGGAACGUGUUCAGCUGUCCCGAGUCGUCGGUCAUGAACCGAGGAGCGCAGUCCUGCCGGGUGUGGUGACCUCUGACCUCAGCGUUACCCUGAACGUGGCCCGAGCCGUGAGCAGGAGGCCUGUGUUGAAAAGGCUGAUCAUGCCGGACGUAGCCUACAUAGUUUACAUGAUGUGAGUUAUUCUCUGAACCCAACUCAUGCUAGGAACUGAAUUUUAAAGGUAUAUUUACUGCACACGUUGCAGCUACGGCAUAAAUUAUGACUCGAGACUUUUGUCAGUCAUAGUUUAUCGAUUACGUUUGGCAAAAAUAUAUUUGCAAGCUGUUGUUGUAAAAACUGCCAAUUUUCUAUAACAACAGACGUACGGGACAUGCACUGUAAGUGUGACGAGAUAAAGGUCGAGCCUUUCCCAUGGGAAUAAAGAAGUUAUACAUCAGGGUGAAGGUACAAUGACUAUAUAUAUUUUUACAGGAACACAUAUUCUAGAUGUUACAGUGACUGUGAGAAGCAGAAAUAUAUCAGGUCAACAUCUAUAGACGUAUUUAUUAGCGGCCUAGUCGAUGGAUUCCCAGAAUCCAUCAAACCAAAGACUAAUUCAUGUUUGAGCAAAACUUAAAAUACAGAAAAAUCUAAAAUAUCUUUGAAACCAUAUAUUUUGCUUGAAAUAAUUGUGCACGCCUGUUUCAUGACAAUGUACCGUUCAGAAAGUAAAGUGAUAUCAACCUUCUCAUAUAUGUUUGACACGUAAUGUGAGACUUCAUAUGUUUUGUAGAUUGUGUGUGCGUGUGUGUGCGUGUGUGUGUGUGUGAGUGAUCUCUUUUAAUAAGUCCCCGGUUUCCGUCGGACUUUGUUUGUCUGCUUCAGUUCGGCCUGAGGCUGCUGAACUCACAGAAUCAUAAGAACUCAAAUCACGAGAUGAACUCCCUGUUUGUCUUUGAGUCUGUGGCACUGAACUGAACGGCAGGUUCUUGUGUGACGUGAUGUUUCUCUGGAGGACUGGAGGUUACUCAGAAAAUUACAAUAGCUUCUAUUGUUUUAAACAUUUUUUUUUUUAUUUCUAAAUCAACUUUCCAGGUUGUUUUGUGUAUUUAAAUGAUUGUCGCCAUGUUGUUCCACGUUUAAUUGAUUUUUUUUUUUUCAUAGUUGUGAUUCAAAGAAAAACCCUGUGUCCAAGUUUAUUUUGGACGCUGCUGAUUUGUGACACAGACCUGUUGCCCCAGCUCUUCCUGAAUUCAAGCUUUGUGUUUACAUGGUUGAUUUAGAUGUUUCCCUGACACCACUUCACCUGUCGUCUGGACCAACUGUGGCUUUUAAAGUUUUAAUGGUGCUAAUACAUCAUGUUUAUUUUUUAUCUUGUGGAAACAAGUUACCAUCGUCUGCGCACAAUUUUACAUAGAAUCCAGCAAAGAUAGUAAAUAGUGAAUUUAGCUCAUGGAUAUUGUUAAUUUUCCUAAUUAUUUUUCAUUUAUGUUCAUUUAUGUGCUAUUGACCAAAUAGCACUGCUGUCAUUUUUGAUUUUCGAUUAAACAAUCAGUCGAUUAACGAGAUCACUGGCCAUUCA
Paralichthys olivaceus (Japanese flounder) is the source of this 3002-nucleotide messenger RNA. The record is from RefSeq and is a predicted model, not a curated record. Lineage: Eukaryota; Metazoa; Chordata; Actinopteri; Pleuronectiformes; Paralichthyidae.